GCUGUAGCGGUAGCCACGGACAAGCCAGCUGGGAGUGAGGGCCAGUGCGAGCUUCGCCACUGAACUGAUAACACGCACCUUGCCAACACCCGAGAUAAAUUCCACUUGCCACACCAGGCAGUGGACAUUUGUAUCACUCGCUGUUGUUUGACAAUACGUUCACCAAUUUGUGAUACUAUGCGAGACUUGGGAUUAGCCUGUACCCGUUCUCCUGUAUUUACUUUGAAAAUCUUCCAUUAUCUGCGAUUGUUGACUUUAAUGUGCAUCUUGUUAGAUUUAUAAGCUUGGGAAAACUAUAACUUAGUAAAAUUCAGCAGUAUUCUCUCAAAUUGAAGAAGCAACUUCACCCACACAAAAAUAUAAAGCUGUCAAGAUGAAUAGUAAUCGGAUGGUAGUAGCACAACGAGGGGUCAUCCCACCCCCAAAACACUAUGCCGACUCUGCUUGGUUCAAGUAUAUUCUGUCAUGCUGUGCAGCUACCACAGCUGAGAUGGUCACAUACCCCCUAGACCUUACCAAAACACGCUUGCAGAUCCAGGGGGAGAAGGGACUGAAUGGAAAUGGCAUACACCAUCAGCCAUACAGAGGAUUAGCCAGCACUGGUGUCGGCAUUAUUCGAGAAGAAGGGAUGCUCAGGUUGUGGCAAGGAGUAACACCUGCUGUUUAUAGACACUUGAUAUACUCAGGUACACGGAUGGUACUCUACGAGAAAGUACGUGACCACCUCUUCACAAGACGAGCCGAUGGUACGAGGCCUGUCUGGCAAGCAAUAGUGGGAGGAAUCCUGGUAGGUGGUAUUGCUCAGUUCCUGGCCUCUCCAGCAGAUUUGAUCAAGGUGCAAAUGCAAAUGGAAGGAAAAAGACGCCUUGAAGGGAAACCACCAAGAAUUCACAGUGCUGGUGAAGCAUUUGUAAAGAUCUACAAUGCAGGAGGUCUGCGUGGGUUGUGGAAGGGAUGUAUGCCCAAUGUAUAUCGCUCGGCAUUCGUCAAUUUAGGGGACCUUACCACCUAUGACUCAGUAAAGAGAUAUUUUGUAAGCUCUUGGGGCUUGUCUGAUAAUUAUUGGACCCACGCCUUGUCUAGCGCAUGUUCAGGGCUGGUGUCUGCUGUUUUGGGUUGCCCAGCUGACGUAGUUAAGGCCAGGAUAAUGAAUCAGCCGACUGAUAUAGAAAGCAAAAUUCCAGGAACUCAUAAGAGGGGUCUGCUGUAUAGAAAUUCUUUGGACUGCUUAAUGAAGACUAUCCACAAUGAAGGCUUCUGGGCACUUUACAAAGGAUUCAUCCCAUGUUGGCUACGCAUGGGACCCUGGUCACUCACAUUUUGGUUGACAUAUGAGCAGAUCAGAAAUUUGAGUGGCACGUCUGCUUUCUAGGUAAUGAGUCGUGCAUUCUGAGUGUUAUGAAAUUGGCUGUGGUGCUGAUUCUGUAUCCACGUUAUAGCUUACCUCAUCAAGUACAGUGCAAGUCCAAUAAUCUGGCACCCCAGGGUAAAGGAAGGGAGGGUGCCGGACCAUCAUAUAUGCCGGAUUAUUGGAUGUUAUCCCUUGGUCUUCACAACCUCUAGAUGCUUCCAUUUUCACAUUUUUUAUAGGAUACACUGCAGUAAAGGUUUUGAACAUAUUGUAAAGUCGGGUAAAUGUUACAAUUACUAAACAUAAGGUGUAUAAUAAAUUACGAUACUGUAAUAAUGUAUCGAUAGUUUAUUGUACAGUACAACUUGCCAAUUGUCUCGCAGCUUUUUCGUGUCGGACAAUCGGCCCUUCCGGACCACUGGACGCCAGACUUACGGUCUUUUACUGUACUGUGGUGUGAUCAGCAAAAUUUUUAAUAUUUUAUGAUAUGAAAUAAAAUACAGUACAGUACUGUAUAUGAAUUUAAAUUACCAUAGACUCUAGAUGACCAUUGCUUGUGAAAUAAAGAAAAAUUGGUUGAUAUCCAAACUCAUGUAUAUUUCCAGGUUAAUAGAGUUAUUGUUUUUACAGGCCCUGUUAGUGCUUCUGAUGAUGACAUUGUGAAUGAAGAUGUGAAUAUUGUAUAUGAAGAGGGCUUACCUUCCUGUUGUCAUAGUUCUUCAAACUCAAGUGAAUGACAAAUUACUUUAAAUUCAACUCAUUUAUUUCGCAUGAAUGAAUUGGAUUCAGUUUCCAGAUACAAUCCCCAACCCAGAGGAUCAGUUACAGCAGGUUGCACUUGAAUUACUGACAAGUGGAUAUAUCAUAUAACUGGGAAUUAGUACAUUUUUCUUGGCAUACAAUUCCUUUGCUCAUGAUUUUUCUUCCACAUAUUAAAAAAUAUUGUGCAAAGUAUUGUAUAGAUAUUUACAGAAAGUUUAUUAUUUAGAAUAAGGCAAAUUUUGCCUAGUUUAUUUAACACUGGAUAGGUUUCAUUUAAGCUUUUAACAAACAGAAGGAAAUUGUUAAUAUCAGACUCAUCACUAUACAUGCCUAAUAUUAUUCUCUCAGGCCUUAUUACUACAGGAGUCAAUAUUCCUGUUUGUACUGCUAUUGUUGAUGUUCUGUAAUAAGUAAUUCAUGGUAAAAUCUCAGAUGUCAAAAUAUAUUACUGUAUCAUAGAUCAUUUUAUAAGAGUUAGUAGCAGUAGUUGUGAAGUCUGAUACUACAAUACUUGUGGACCACAUUGUUUAUACCUGCAACACACAGUUAAUAAUUUUAUGUUGUGUACAAUAUAUGGUGAUGUGGAGAGUUGUAUCAUAAGCUGGUCUCAUGUGACAGUCUACAAAUAUUCAUGUAUGUGUAUGUGUGUAGUUACUAGCACACAUGUUAAUACAGUAAACACCUGCUAUAUAAACUAAGCCUGUCUUGAAUGGCUUGUUAAUAUGUCUAUCAUAGGCUUGUAGCUUAAGAACCCGGGAAAUGAUGUGGUUGUGUGUCCCAGUUUAUGAAUGGACUUGAGAUGAAUGGGUCGAGCACAUAGUGUAUGAUGCUCUGGUUCAAUAGCUCCCAACCUUUUUAGCACCUACAGUUUCUUAUGAACCCUUCUUAAAGGACUAGGGCUUUGGUGAUGGAGAAGGUUAAUCUGUGGAUUAUGCCCCAGCUGUUUUGUGUUGGAGCUUCUAUGGGUUCCUAUGCUCUGAGCUUAUAAUGGGUAUAUUCACAAGUCAGGCUGUCUAAUCUAGGUUAGAAACUGGGAUUUCAGGAUCUGUCCUUCAUAUAUGGCAGCAUGAAUAUCACAGUUGAAAUAAACUAAUUAUGGAAAGUAUCUUUAUAUAUCAGUGGGUGAUCACAGUUUACACAGUUUAUGGCAAAUCCAACACACUUACUCACUGAGUUAUAAUCACUUUGGUUGUAGCUGCCUGUGGAUGUUUCAGCUGUGAUGACAUAAUCAUAGUUCACUAUCUCAAAGUUUAAUUACAUGCUGUAUAUGAUUUUAAAUUUUACUUUAAAAUAGUUUACUAUAUUUAAUACUCAUUUUAAACCAAUAAGAAUUAAAUAUAUUACAUUAAAGUAAUUUAGUUGCCUCCUACUGGAAGUAUAUAUCGUCUAAACUGAAAUAACAGUCGGUUAGAUCACAAGAAGUCUUCAUCUAAUAGUUUUUUUUAGAUUAGAAUUUAAGGUUUCUCAAAUUUCAAUGAUAGUACAGUUCAAUGCAGUACUGUAAUACUGUAGCUACAUUCCAGCGGAAAAAGUGUUCUACCUUAUUGACUCCAGGUAUAGUACUUAAUUAAUUAUGAAUAUGAAAACUAUUAAAUACUGUAUUAUAUACUGUCAGAUAUUUUAACAGCAGAAACAUUACUCCAAACUAUCCAACCACAAAGCAUAGACACGGUGAGCCUGAGGAAUACAACUGACUUGCUGGAGUCCAGAUUCUCAAUAAUUUAUAGAAACAAUAAUUAUUCCUUGUAGAGAUGUAAAAUUGCCCCUUUCUACUGAACUUAACUAAGCUAAACCACCCAAAAUACAAUCUUAUACCACUACUCACACAACCAUCUCCCACAGUUCAACCUUUUUGCCUUUUGCUCAUACCACCACCUUCAAACUUACAACACUACUCACACAUGCUGCUGGGGUUAUCAUCUCAGGCUCUCCAUGCACUCCAUUGUCCCAGGAGUAAGCUCCUUUGUGCACCAACCACUAGUUCACGUCAUACAUGGACCACUCUGAUUCUCUGCACAUUCAUUACAACAGCCAACUUUGAGGCAAUUGAUAGAAAUGUUUAAAUUAAUGAAAUUGUAUAAUUUUCUUAUCUUUAGACAGCAAACAAGACACUGGCUGAUAGCUUGUGGAUGGGAUGGGUCUCAUGUUAGCCCACAGAUAUAGGGUUAAGUGCCACCUGUGUGUAGAUUUCAUGGUCUUGUUAUGCAACCCUGAAUUUUCCAUAGGAUUAAAGUCCAUAAGUAAUGCAGUCUGCUAUAUCACAUCUACUAUUGAGUCACCCUUACUACACUAUAGCAGGGGCUUACUGUAUGGUAAUGAAUUUAUAAGUGUCACCUGAUUGUCAGAUAUUAGGCAACACAGUUUUAUUGACUGCAUCAGUCAAUUAUGGGAUGGGAGUAAAUUUUCUGCUGGGUCCAGUGAGACUUCAUGUAAGAUCAUCAUCAUGUAAGUGGUGAGUAAGAGAUCUUUCACAUAAGACACUUUUAGUUGGUUGUCUACACGUAGUCAGUUCAGGACCUUUGAAUAGCUGUUUUAAUUGUUAUUAUAGUUGAUCUCUAUUGGUAUAUGAAUUCUUAAAAUUUUAGCUUUAUGCAACUAUUAUGGACUGUGUGUAUGUCUCAGGUGUCACUUGUGACAAAUUUCUCAAUUUUUUUUUAUUAUUUGUUUAUUGUUAAUGAUGAACCAUAUCAUUUUACUGGGUGGAUUAUCCAAAGCUUCCCACAAAUACUUUGUAUUCCACCAAUUUCCUGUACAACUUUUGUAUAUCAUUCUGUUUUGAAACAACUAAUUCCUAUCUUACCUGACUUCCACUCUCCUUAUGUGUACGAUAUAUGAAUGGUCAUUCCCAGUUCCUCAUUCUUCACUGUCAUCCACUUCUAAAUCAACUCAUCCUUUGUGCUAUCUUUUCAAUAUGGUGAAGUUGUUCUGUCGUAUUUUGAAACUUGUAAUCCAGUAAACCAAGGAAGUGGGAGGGUUGUUGUAAUACUGGAUCAAGAAUGCAAGAAGCUGGGUUAAAUUUUUAGUUGUGAACAGAAGUUGUAGUGGUUACUUCCCCACAUUAUCUUGCUACAAGUUACUAAAGUAAGGGACUUUGCCUUUCCAUAAGAACUUCUGGCUGGUCUCACUCAUUCAGGAAAUGAUGCCACAGGUGCUACCUCUUUGGGAAGCUUUUUCAAUGGACAUCAGUGAAGUGGGUUUACUUCUUCCCUGAAGAAGCUAGAUAACCACCUUGCUUUGAAUAUAGGAAGUAUUGUAGGCAAUGUAGAACAAUGGAAAGAAGCUAGAAUAAGCAUAGAUGCCUGGCUGCUGUAACUUGCUAUAGUACAUGUAUAUGCAGAAUUGGUUUCCUAUCAUCCAGUUAUCCUGGACUAGUUUACCUAGCUCGUCACCUGAGGGCUGCCACCUUCAGUAAGAAACAAUGUAAACUGAACAUUAAGUUGCCUUCGCAGCAUACAAAGUUUAUACAUUUUGGAGAAGAAGCAUAUCUCCUUAAUAUCUAUUCAAUAGCUGAUUUUUCCAACAAAAUCAUAAUGAAAGUUUAGAUCCAUAAUAGAUUUCAUCAUUAACUCAGAAAUUUGAAUGUUAAUUUUUGAGGUCAACUUUAGUAUCAGUAGAAAUGUAAUGGCAUUCAGUAAUGUAGGCUACAUAAAAUGUAGCUGAAGGUAUUGGCCUUGUGAUAGUCACCCAAACAAUGCAAGUGUUAGUCACUAGAAGAUAAACUAUAUAAAUAAGAUAGGUUAUAUAAAGAUAUCCUAGAAUUGUAUGAAAGCCUCAAUUAUCAAAUAUCAGUGUUUAUUGCUGUUGUAAAUAUUUCUUCCCUCUAGGACAUUUCAGUAAGCACAAUGUGUGUCAUCAAGAAGAGCUCCCAUCAUGUUAAUUUUAACCUACCAACCAUAUUUGUCAUUUAUUUUUCACAUUUUCUUUGGUUUGACAAUUGUUAGCAUAAGUUAUUGUAAGAUGUUGUGUUUUAUAUAUUUAAACUAUAAAAUUACAGUAAUAAGAUUAGGAGGGAUAAUUUACAUGAAUUUCCUGUUGGUAGGUUAAUCAUGACUUAUGUUUUGGAUAUAAAUGUACCCAGCCACAAUAAUAAAGCAUCAAGGAUAGUGAAGACAGUAAUUGAGGCUUCCAUACAUUAUAUAAAUUGUUGCCAAAUAGAUUUUUCUUCAAUCUCAUCAUCCAGAUAUGUAUCAAUAAUGAAGAAGUUUAUUCAUUCAUGAGAUGGGGAGAAAAAGCUUCAAUCUAGUUUAUGCCUCAGUCUCUCUCAGGUGCCAUACAUGAUAUGAAAUCUUAUUGCAUUUAAAAUCCACAAAAGAAUUUAGUACUGCAUGAGCUUCCUGUUGAGAAUAUCAAGGUCCAAAUCUGUAAACUGUAUUUUUUUACUUUUUUACAUGCAAAGACUGUGCUUCAGUUUAGCCUUGAAAAUCAAGGAUAGUAAUUCUGAUAUCCUUCACACUUCCUGAACGAUGAGCUGUCCAUGAUGCAGUAUCAACGCAUUUGAAGCCUCUGUUAGACUUGCAAACCAUAUACAGUACUGUAUAUUAAACUGGGGGGUCACAAGAUGCAUUACAAAUUCAGACUCGGUUGACUGGAAUUUUUACCCUCUGAAGCUAGACAGAAAGGAUCAGAGGAAGAUUUGGCAUACAAGGGUGGAGGUGUGCAGAUUUUUUUUAAAUGAAGCAUUGUUUUAAUUGCACUUUAACAAAGAAUUGUUUUUAUUAUAUAAUAAACCCUGUUGUGUAAUGCUGUCUUGUUAUGAUGCACUGAUCUGCACAUAUCCUUUCCAAUUGUCAAAUCAAGGCCUUAGGAAAUUGCUAUGUAAUCAUAGUGAUUGGGAGCAUAAGAUUUUGGAUAGAAAUUAAUUAUGAGUUACCAUGAUUUAUCUUGAGAAUAAAGAUGUUAAGUUUUUGUGUACCGGGUAAGUAUUUUGUGAGUUGGUUACAAACUUGGCUUUUGAGAAGCCAUUUUUUUUUAUCAAAUUAAUUUUCAUUGCAUGUUGUCUCAGGGUCCAAAAUUUGUUUAGUGUAGUAUAGUUAAUGUAUGAUUUUGAGAUAGAAAUAACUGUAUAGAAAAGGUUUUUUUUUUUAAUUUAUCCAGAAUAUCAAUUGAAAAAUGUAUUCAUGUGUCAUAGUAAUUGUCAUUGGUGCUCUUGCUAUACCUCUUUUAUCAUAAUUUACUUGCAAGUACCUGUUACUGAGGCAAAUAAAUUUUGCAUUUUCUAGUACAGUAAUGAAUAAAUAAAUGCUUUUUACAUGAUUUUUAAGGCAUUUUAGUAUUGAAACUUACAAAAAGUACCCAUACCUGUUUAAUAUUUUGAUUUACUGCCAGGUGCAGUAACACUUCAACUUUUUAGAAAGUUUUCAGGUAAACUGCUGUAGCAUCUCCAAACACUCCUCACCAUGUUCUUCUUUUUUACAUGUAUUCUGCUGCAUCUUGGAUAUCAGUUUUCUAAAUUUUUAGUACAUUUUUCACCCCAUACUUGCACCUUCUUGGCUUUCCCCUCUCCUUCCAGUACAGUACUUGCCCCACAUAUUGUUGUCACACCUCACAACUGUCCAAGUUACUUUUCUUCAUCACUACUUAUCUCUCCUUUCUUUGCUUUCUCAUUACAACCGUCUAGACAUGUGAGUAUUUUUUUGCUCUCUUUUCAAUUUGAUAAAAGGUGUACAGAGGGUGGUGUUACCUCUUGAGCUGUUGAUACCACAUAAGGUCUGUAUCACAUUAAUGUUCCUCAGUAUUUGAUAUUAUGUUCAGGUUUGCAAAAUUGGUUAUCAUAAAAUGAUCUUAAAAAGGUCAGACUGUUUAUAAUUGGUUUAUUAAUAUCACUGUCUUUAGAGACUAAAUUUUACAGCUGUUCAUUAUUGUCUAGUUGACUUUAUGAUAAGGCUAUGAGAGAGAUUACACUGAGGUACAGCUAUAUUAUAGCAUCAUUAUGUGGACAACGGUAUAAAAAAUUACAGCCAGCCGAGGUCUAAAUAAGAUUUUUUAAUUAAUUCUUUAACUGUGUUCCGUUUUUUAAGUUGUGUGAAUAAAUCAGAAUGUUGUAUGAUAAUGUUAGGGAAAAUGUUACAUAUUAUUUUUCAGGACGUUGUAAAUAGUACUGGUAUUUAUGGUACUGUAUAUAUAGUACAGGUACAACCAACACUAUCCUGAAGUUAAUUGUUUGAAAGGAUUAUAAAUACCUCAAUUUUCCACAAUUUUGUCUACCUAAAUACAGUUUAUCCAGAACCGGAUGUCUUGUUGGGAAGAAACAUUGUAAAAUUUUGGGAUAAUCCACAUGUUGAUUAAGCUGAGAAGUGGAAUUAAGACAUGUGAACUAAGUGUGCGAAUAUACUAAAAUCUCCAGUGGCUGUUCUACUUGUUGAGGGCAAAAAGUACUCUGAACUUCCUUUGGUACUUAGUAGCUAACUCUUGCAACGGUUAAGUAAAGCAGACAAAUAGGUAAAAUGGAACAAGGUUCAUGCUGUGUCUAAUGUGAAUUCAGGAGGCAUUGCUGCUUACCAGGAUAAUUGUGCUCAUGUAUAAAUACCUUUUUUCUCUGAUAGCUUAGACUGACCAGACCUGAUAAUUAACAUCACAUAAUAUUUUAUGAUGUAUCCAUUUUUUUAAACAAAACUUAUUUUAUAUGGGCUGAACUUGAAACUAUAGUUUUCUAAGAUUUAUAAUUCAAUGGCUCAUACACACGAGUGUCUGGAAAAGAGCUUAUAUUUUGCAGGCUUGAAAAUAAGUUGUCAUCGCAAGCAGAAGACUAAUAAUUAUGUAAGGAAUAAAGUGCCAAUAGAAAAUUAUCCUUGAAAUUCACACUACAGUAAUGGGAGAAUCUGUGAAUGACAACUACUACAGUACUGAAAUUAUUUAAGGUAAAAUAUUGGUGUCUAUUGUAACUGUAUUUUAGUAUCUUGCAAGUGAUAGACAAUAAAUAUUUUUAUGUAAGUG
This is a messenger RNA of Homarus americanus (American lobster), 9046 nucleotides long. It is a transcript of the gene Ucp4A, whose product is annotated as mitochondrial uncoupling protein 4-like. Lineage: Eukaryota; Metazoa; Arthropoda; Malacostraca; Decapoda; Nephropidae. The transcript is spliced from 11 exons. Gene Ontology annotation, biological process: response to cold; transmembrane transport. The record is from RefSeq and is a predicted model, not a curated record. Bases 374 to 1372 code for a protein of 332 amino acids.